Molecule: messenger RNA, 1342 nt
Organism: Gavia stellata (red-throated loon)
Lineage: Eukaryota; Metazoa; Chordata; Aves; Gaviiformes; Gaviidae
Gene: DNAJB9
Product: DnaJ heat shock protein family (Hsp40) member B9
Exons: 3
Coding region: 59-706 (215 amino acids)
Cellular component (GO): endoplasmic reticulum
Molecular function (GO): misfolded protein binding; protein-folding chaperone binding
Source: RefSeq, a predicted model, not a curated record
GGCAGCAGCCUCUUUGCUGGCGGCGGCGGCGGAGAGCGAGGGUUGAGGAACUAGAGAAAUGGCCACUACACAAUCUGUCUUCACAUUUGCUCUCUGCAUUUUAAUGAUAACUGAAUUAAUACUGGCUACAGAGAGCUAUUAUGAUAUCUUAGGAGUUCCAAAAAAUGCAUCUGACCGACAGAUCAAGAAGGCAUUUCACAAGCUGGCUAUGAAAUACCACCCAGACAAAAAUAAGAGUCCUGGUGCAGAAGCGAAAUUUAGAGAAAUUGCUGAAGCAUAUGAAACAUUAUCAGAUGAGAAUAAGCGAAGAGAAUAUGAUCAGUUUGGCCGUCAUGGAGGACGAGGAAAUAAUGGAAGCCCAUUCCAUCAGUCAUUUAAUUUCAACUUUGACGAUCUGUUCAAAGACUUUGACCUCUUUAGUCAAAACUCACGGUCAAAAAAGCACUUUGAAAAUCACUUCCGAAGUCAUCGGGAAGCUCACAAUCGGCAAAGACGUUCUUUCCAAGAGUUCUCCUUUGGAGGUGGAUUGUUUGAUGAUGUGUUUGAAAAUAUGGAAAAAAUGUUUUCGUUUAGUGACUUUGAAAAUGCACACCGACAUGCGGUGCGAACUGAUACCAGGUUUCAUGGAUCCAGCAAGCACUGUAGGACUGUCACUCAGAGACGAGGAAACAUGGUUACCACGUAUACAGACUGUUCUGGACAAUAAUGUUUCCUUUCUUUAAAUCUGUUUUCUUCUUCUUUCAACAUCUUCAUAAUCUUUCUUGGUUUUGUGCUAACAUGGAAAAAAUUCUUUGAACUGUUUGUUCUGAAAAACACUUAACAGCUAUAAAGAAGUUGUGGAUGAAACUAAUCUUCAGAAUAGAAACAACAUGCAUUUGGGAAGUAAAUGUCUCAGUAACUACUUAGAAUGGGAGAGAAAUAAUCUCAUGUGACAAAAAAUUUAUAUGUAUUUCAGUUUAUUAAACACUUUCCCUGAAUUUGGGCUUCAACACAAGAUAUAUAUUUUUAAUUUCAGAAGUGUAAUAUAAUUUUUUUAUAUAUGCCAAUUCAGGACUGUUUGAGUUACUGGUGCAUGGAUUGCAGCAGAGGAGAUACUCUAAUUUUGAAGUGCUGCUUUUUUAUUACAUCUUCCCAAGUUUUCACUUGCAGUUUUACAGACUUACUGUGCAAAUUAGAUGAUUUACACAAAAUAGCAGCAGAAAUAUGACUUACCUAGGUCUUUUUUACUCUUGUCAAGCAUUGCUAAUAUAUUAGUAAAAAACCACUUUAUGAAGUUGGAAAAUAACAAGAGGGAAUAUGUCAGAUUGUGCUUCACCUAGGAGAGGGGUGUAGGAAUUACUUU